CCGCCGCCGCCGCCGCCGCUGCCGCUGACGCCGAGACCCGGCUGGGCCGCUGUCGCUGUCGCCGCUGUCGCCGCCGCCGCCGCCGCUGCCAUGGCUCAAUACAAGGGCGCCGCAAGCGAGGCCGGCCGCGCCAUGCACCUGAUGAAGAAGCGGGAGAAGCAGCGCGAGCAGAUGGAGCAGAUGAAACAGCGCAUCGCGGAGGAGAACAUUAUGAAAUCCAACAUUGACAAGAAGUUCUCUGCGCACUAUGAUGCGGUGGAGGCAGAGCUCAAGUCCAGCACCGUGGGUCUCGUGACCCUGAAUGACAUGAAGGCCAAGCAGGAGGCUCUGGUGAAGGAGCGGGAGAAGCAGCUGGCCAAGAAGGAGCAGUCCAAGGAGCUGCAGAUGAAGCUGGAGAAGCUUCGAGAGAAGGAGCGUAAGAAGGAAGCCAAGCGGAAGAUCUCCAGCCUGUCCUUCACCCUGGAGGAGGAAGAAGAGGGCGGCGAGGAGGAAGAGGAGGCGGCCAUGUAUGAGGAGGAGAUGGAAAGGGAAGAGAUCACCACGAAGAAGAGAAAACUGGGGAAGAACCCAGACGUUGACACAAGCUUCUUGCCUGAUCGAGACCGUGAGGAGGAGGAGAAUCGGCUUCGGGAAGAGCUGCGGCAGGAGUGGGAAGCCAAGCAGGAGAAGAUCAAGAGCGAGGAGAUCGAGAUCACCUUCAGCUACUGGGAUGGCUCUGGGCACCGGCGGACAGUCAAGAUGAGAAAGGGCAACACCAUGCAGCAGUUCCUGCAGAAGGCGCUCGAGAUCCUUCGGAAAGACUUCAGUGAGCUGAGGUCCGCGGGGGUGGAGCAGCUCAUGUACAUCAAGGAGGACUUGAUCAUCCCGCACCAUCACAGCUUCUACGACUUCAUCGUCACCAAGGCACGGGGGAAGAGUGGGCCGCUCUUCAACUUUGAUGUUCAUGACGAUGUGCGGUUGCUCAGUGACGCCACCGUGGAGAAGGAUGAGUCACACGCAGGCAAGGUGGUGCUGAGGAGCUGGUACGAGAAGAACAAGCACAUUUUCCCCGCCAGCCGCUGGGAACCCUACGACCCUGAAAAGAAGUGGGACAAGUACACGAUCCGCUGAGCGUCCAGGAGGCUACGCGGCCCCAGCUCCUUAGCUCCCGGGACUCCAGGCACCCGCUCCCCUGCGACCAUGCCAGGCACACUGGGAGGAGGAUGGCAGCUGCUCGUGUCCUGCCCCUGGCCCGUCAGUGACUGCUUUAUUCUUUUCCAAUAAAGAAGUGCGCAUGUCAGAGCUGGAGCGCCUGCAGUGUG
This is a messenger RNA of Nomascus leucogenys (northern white-cheeked gibbon), 1301 nucleotides long. RefSeq names its product family with sequence similarity 50 member A (gene FAM50A). Lineage: Eukaryota; Metazoa; Chordata; Mammalia; Primates; Hylobatidae. Gene Ontology annotation, biological process: chromatin organization. Gene Ontology annotation, cellular component: nucleus. The record is from RefSeq and is a predicted model, not a curated record.